AUGGUUAGUAAUAAUUGCAGAAUUUGUGCAAAACAGCAAGAGGCCAGAAAGGAACCACUUAUGCCAACUCCUAUGCCAGAAYGCCCCUGGCAAGUCAUAGCUACUGACUUAUUUCAGCUACAAAGUGACAUUUACCUACUCAUMAUAGACUAUUUCUCAAGAUAUGUUGAAGUGGCAAAGGUAACCCAGUCACAGACAUCACAGGAAAUCAUAAAGAAGUUAAAGGAAGUCUUCGCAAGACAUGGURUWCCUGAGCAGAUAAGAUCUGACAAUGGACCRCAGUACUCUUCAGCAGAGUUUGCUCAAUUUGUAAAGGAGUGGGGAAUCAAACACACCACUAGCAGUCCAAAGUUCCCCAGUUCCAAUGGCGAAGUUGAGAGAGGUGUUAGAACCGUAAAGAAUCUGUUAAAGAAAGGUGAGGACCACUGGAAAGCACUCUUAUCAUACAGAUCCACCCCAUUAGCCUGCGGACAUUCCCCAGCGGAGCUGUUGAUGGGCAGGAAGCUAAGAACAACAUUGCCAAUGUUGCCAUCUGCCUUGACACCAAAGUGGCCAAACAUGGAAGUUCUCCAAAAGAUGGAAGCUGAGAGCAGAGAGAAAAUGAGAAAAAACUACAACGAGAAACAUGCAACACAUCAGCAAGUUGCACUUCAGCCUGAAGAGAAGGUAUUCAUAAAAGACAUGGGAGUGGAAGGCAAUGUUAAAGAGUCAGCACAAACUCCAAGAUCCUACCAUGUACAGACACCUAAAGGCCUAAUUAGAAGAAACCGCUCACAUCUAGUGAAGUUGCCUGAAGCAGACAAGGAGGACAACUCACCACAGCCGGAUCGAGACCUGCAAGUGAAACUACCCCCAUCACCUUGCCUGGACUUAAGACCGAAGAGAAUCAUAAAGCCAUCACUAAAAUUAAGAGAAAGCUUGGGACUCACUCAAAUAUAUGUUACAAUUUAUGUUUGUUUGUAG
Exaiptasia diaphana is the source of this 963-nucleotide messenger RNA. RefSeq lists its product as uncharacterized. NCBI's taxonomy places the organism in Eukaryota, Metazoa, Cnidaria, Anthozoa, Actiniaria, Aiptasiidae. Gene Ontology annotation, biological process: DNA integration. The transcript has a single exon. Gene Ontology annotation, molecular function: nucleic acid binding. The record is from RefSeq and is a predicted model, not a curated record. The coding region runs from base 1 to 963 and encodes 320 amino acids.